GUAUUCUUGGAACGGAAUGCAUUUUGGAUGUAAAAAUAGAGGUGCAGAGGAAUAUCAGCUGGGGGAUGCAAGCUUGGGGUGAAUUGCAGACUAUAAUAAACAACAAUCAGGUAGAGUGAGGGUGGUGGAAGGAUGUUUCUAGGCAGGCGUAUAGAAUAAUAGUUGGAGCGAGCGUAUAAGGGGGGAGAGAGCGCUGCCAGAAGGUUAGGUUGUCAAACAAGAUUCGACGUCACGUCAGCUGUUCCUGGCAGAAGAAGCAGCAGCAGCAGCGCAGCAGAAGCAGAACCACCACCAUCUCCGUCGUCGCAGCCACCUCUACCAUAUUGCUUUAACGGACGGUGGCGACGACCACGACGACGGCUUUCCUGUCCGCAAUUAUUAUUAUGUCAGAGAGCGACGCCGCCCCGUCGAGCAGCGAGAACGUCGCCGCAGAGGCGGCAGAGACCAACCAGACCAACAACGCGCCGGAAAAAAUGGAGGAAUUCGCUGAGCCGGACACCAAGCGCCGCAAGAUCUCCACCACGGUAAAGAUUAUCGAAGACAAGCGAUACAAAUUGGAGGAACGUCUAGGUGGAAUCCUCUGCUGCGCAGUCUGUCUGGAUCUGCCCAGAUCAGCCGUCUAUCAGUGUCUGAAUGGGCAUCUGAUGUGUGCUGGAUGUUUUACUCAUCUGCUCGCCGAUGCACGGUUGAGGGACGAGACGGCGACGUGCCCCAAUUGCCGGGUGGAAAUCAGCAAAACCUCGGCCACGAGGAAUCUGGCGGUGGAGAAUGCCGUCUCCGAAUUGCCAUCCGAAUGCCAGUACUGCAAUAAGCAGUUUCCGAGAAACUCUUUGGAGAGACACGAGGAGACCCAAUGCGAAGAGAGGAUAUCUGGCUGCAAGUUCAGCCGGAUCGGAUGCCCUUGGCGAGGUCCGUUGCACGAGAGUAGACAGCAUGAAACUGAAUGUACGCACCCGAAUCGCACCGGGGCGGAGGUCAUGGAUGCUCUUCAGGUGAUGGAUCAGAAGCUCGCAGACGAGCGAGUCCUCUAUGACAGUAUCUUCGAUUUGCUGGCCUUCGAGAAGAUCACAUUCAAUGAUCUGCAGUUGAAGCCGUACCGAACCGACGAGUUCGUCCAUCGACUGUUCUAUGAAACUUCGCGGUUCUCCGCGUUCAACAAUCAAUGGGUGGUCAAGGCUAGGAUCAACAACAGCCAGAAGGAUCCCACUCAGAGUUCCGAACGCGACAUGACCUACCAAUUGAUAUUGAAAACAAAAGCUACCACCACGUUGAGCAUAUAUUAUAUUAUGCUGAAAGGACCGUUCGGCGACAUGAAGGUCCAACCGAGGAUCUACAAGCACGAUUUUUCCGAGCUGGAAAACGAGGGUCCCUACAUGCCACUCUCAUUACCUGAUACAGCCGAAUGUAAUAGGUUGCUGGCAGCUAAAACAAUAAAUUUCAGGUUAAUUAUGUUUCUAUCGUCGAAGUAAGAAACGCAAAAGAAAACCAAAUCGACUAAACACCACA
Molecule: messenger RNA, 1506 nt
Organism: Nicrophorus vespilloides
Lineage: Eukaryota; Metazoa; Arthropoda; Insecta; Coleoptera; Silphidae
Product: cysteine and histidine-rich protein 1 homolog
Exons: 8
Coding region: 384-1469 (361 amino acids)
Cellular component (GO): nucleus
Molecular function (GO): zinc ion binding
Source: RefSeq, a predicted model, not a curated record